Molecule: messenger RNA, 2320 nt
Organism: Photinus pyralis (common eastern firefly)
Lineage: Eukaryota; Metazoa; Arthropoda; Insecta; Coleoptera; Lampyridae
Product: polycystic kidney disease 2-like 1 protein
Exons: 14
Coding region: 66-2120 (684 amino acids)
Biological process (GO): detection of mechanical stimulus
Cellular component (GO): membrane
Molecular function (GO): calcium ion binding; calcium channel activity
Source: RefSeq, a predicted model, not a curated record
UUAUGACUUCCAGUGUGUCAAUUCUACUUUAGAAUAAAACUGUUGAUAUUUACAAAUCAAAUAGAAUGAAAGAAAUCAAAAAGAAGACCCCAGAAGGGAGGAGAUGCGAUGCCCUCCGAAGACACCUUCGUUGCAGACACAUAUUAACGAGCAGCGAGAUGCUUCCGGACAGUAGUGAACAGGCGGUGGUUAAUGCUACAGUUCGAGAAAUUGUUAUACUGGCAGUAUUUAUUAUAGUAAUAUCAGUCAUUUCUUUUAUUAUGACGACGCCUGCAUUGCACGAAUUUGGUAAAUCUUUGACUGAUGCUUUUACUAAAACAAAGUUUUCUGGUUACGGAGAAUCUACUCUGAGUUUUUACGAUAUUAAAACUGCCAAUGACUUUUGGACGUAUUCCGAAACGGUAUUAGUGAACUCCCUUUACAGUGAGAAUUGGUAUGAUGACGUUAAGCCAAUUAAAAAAAUGGACGACGAUGAUCAAAACGCGUUAUUAGAAAAUGUUAUUCUGGGUGUAGGCAGAAUAAGACAGUUACGGGUACGAAACAACUCCUGUAUCCUUCACGAUUACAUGGUUCGCAACUUCGCUGCAUGCUACAGUACAUAUUCCAAAUCGGCGGAAGAUAAAGAUCCCUUUGGUCGUCGGCGUGGAACAGCCUGGACCUAUAAUUCACCAAGAGAUGUAGGCAGCGUUUUGUAUUAUGGGACAUUGGCAACAUAUGGCAGUGGUGGAUAUUAUCAAAAAAUGGAACGGUCGAAAGGCGCCACUCGAUCCGUUAUAUUUGAUCUAAAAGCGAAUCUUUGGUUAACGAAAGGAACAAGGGCGAUAAUAUACGAGUUUACAGUAUUCAAUGCUAAUGUGGAUUUGUUUUGUACAGCCAAAAUUGUGUUUGAGUUUCCACCAACUGGAGGAGUACUGCCGUCUGUAUCAUUUAGGCCCGCGUAUCUCCUACGAUAUCAAACGGACAAGAGAAUUACCCUAUUUGUUUUCGAAGGAGCGUAUCUACUUCUUCUAGUAUAUUUCACAAUAGAAGAAAUUGAAGAGAUAGUAUUUUUUAGAAUACGAUAUGUCAAAAACUUUUGGAAUUACGUCGAUUUAACAUCCUUGUUGUUAUCGUACGCCCUUAUCCCUUUAAACCUAUUGAGACAAUUUGCCACCGAUGCGGCAAUAAAAAAACUGCGUAUUGUCACUUUCGAACCAGAAUAUGGUAACUUUGAAGAAGCCACCGAUUAUCAAGUGCAGUUCGAUUUCUGUAUAGCGUGUGUAUUGUUUCUACAAUGCAUUAAGCUGUUCAAGUAUUUUGGAUUUAACAGAAAGAUGGGCCAAUUAAACAGUACUUUAAAAUACUGCAGAAGUGGAAUUUCUGGAUACACACUUAUGUUUGUCAUAGUAUUUUUUGCUUACGCCGAGCUUGGUUAUUUACUCUUUGGAUCGCAGGUAAAGCGAUUUUCCGGGUUCAUCACAUCAAUGAUUACGCUAUUUCGAACAGUUUUGGGAGACUUUAACUACGCAGAACUGGACGAAGCGGAUCGAAUUUUCGCGCCAAUAUUCUUCAUUUCCUACAUAUUCGUCGUAUUUUAUAUUUUAAUGAACAUGUUUUUGGCAAUCGUGAAUGAUGCGUAUGCCGAUUGCAAAGUCGAAAUGGUUAUAGGAGAAAAAAGUAAAAGAGGCCAAUUAAUGACAACGGCACUGUAUAGCAUUUUGAACAAAUUUGUGAUCACUAGAAUAUUUGUUCCACAAUCCAUCUUGCAUCCCAAACAUUAUUAUAUCACUGUUCAUAGAGCUGAAACGAUCCUAAAGGCCUGUGGUUAUACCGAGCCCGAUAUUAUGGGAGUCAUAUAUAAAUGCGGUGGCGAUUAUUACAAGAAGAAUACAAAAAUUGAUGUGCUGCUCUUGAUGAAGGAAGGGGAUCGCAAUGUUUAUGAAGUGCCUCCGAUGCCUGAUCUUCCGAAAAAGAUUGCUGCUGCGAAAGUAACACCUAUUAUACUGGAAUCAGAGUUUCUAGAGCAAAAUCAGAGAAUUGAAGACAUAGAAUCGGAAUUGGUAGACUUAUCGGGUCAACUAGAUGGACUGAUACAACAAAUUACAAAUGCAGUAUCUGGAGAAGAUGAAGAAGAGGACUAACGACCUGCUCAUUUGAAGUAACUACAAGUUGAAGUUACAUAAUAUAGUUAUGCGUUUAAGUUAUUGCUUUAUAUUCAAUUGUUACAGCUAAGCUAGACCUUUGAAUCUAAUUCUAUAUUCAAAGGCUAGACCCUUUGUACUACGCUGAAAUUUAAUCACUAUAUCUUCGUAUAUAAACGUAUCCCAGGUAACGUUUGUUA